AUGCUGAGAACGUGUUGCAUGAAGUUGAUCGGUUGCGAUCUCCAGACCCUUUCAGACACACACGGACACCCAAAGGCAGACAGACAGACAAACCAAAACAACCUCAACACUAACAUCAACAUUGAUAACAUCAACAUCGACAACAUCAUCAGCAACAACAACAUCAACAACAACAAAAACCAAAACAAUUUCAACACUAACAUCAACAUUGAUAGCAUCAACAUCGACAACAUCAUCAGCAGCAAUAACAACAACAUCAGCGACAAUCCAACAACAUCACAAGAGCAGCACAACAAUGGAUUACAACUCUUGUCUGCAAACGUGGACGGACCAUUUCAAUUACUUGAUUACGUCACAAGCGUUGAUGUCGUCAUCAUCGUCUCCAUCGGCGUCGACAUCACCAACGACAAAAGCACCAUCACAAACAACAACUACAUCAUCAACAACAACUACAUCAACAGCACCAACGACAAAAGCACCACCACUAACAACAAUAACGACAAAAUCGUCAAAUACGACGACACUCUCUUCAGAAACAAUAGAUGGCACAUCGUGUUGUUCAUCGUGUUCAAUGAUCAAAGGAUUAUGAAAAACAAAUUUACUAGCAACGUCAAAAUCAGUCUCGCCGAUAAUGGUAGUACUGUUAAAAAUUACUCGAACGAAUCAAUCAUGAAUGCGAGCAAUUUAAUGAAACUAACCUACAAACUGAUGGAGAAGAAGAACCUCGUACGACGACUCGCAUCCAUGAAAACCACCAAAUCAGAUAUUCACAACAACACAAGACUUCCUAGUUGUAAUAAUGACAUCAAUACAUCAUGCGAACAAUUCGUUGCUGCGUUCCUUAAAGGCAUACCAACGCAUCAAUUGAGAUUGCUGAAAAGAAUAUUGAACAAUAAAUCAUCCAAGAACUAUUUAUGCAAAAACGCAAAUAUGAAUAAUUAUCAUCCUUCCAGCGUCAUCAACAACAGCAACAGCCAACUUAGCAUCAACAACAACAACAAUAACUACAACAACAACAAUUGCAGCCAACAUAGCAUCAGCAACAUCAACAUCACCAACAACAACAACAGCCAACAUAGCAUCAACCAUAACAACAUCACCAGCAACAACAACAGCCAACAUAGAAUCAACCACAACACUAACAACAACAACAAUCAACGUAGCAUCAACAGCAGCAGCAGCAACAACAACAACAACAACGAGUGUAUCAUGGUUUCGAGGAAUAUCAUUCCAAGCGUAGAUUCCCACUUACUUUCAUUCAUCCUGUGGAAUGAAAUUAAAACAACCAGCCUGGCGAAUGAAAUAAAAUUAAUAAACCUUCCACACUGUCAGGGUUGCACUGAAGACAGAUCCUGCAUCAAUCCAGGCCACUGGAAUGUUCUGUUGGCAGAGUGUGAGUUGAGUGAGCAGCGUUCAACAUUUCACAACGCAAGCAACCAAACUGGACUAAAAAAUCUCCUUCUAAAAAACCAACAAACCGAAAAAUAUCAUCAACAUCAAAAUCAACAACUUCCAAAGUGUGAAAAAUGUCGACAACAACUUCCACCAGAACCUCAACCCCUGAAGCACCAACAGCCCCAACACCAAGAAGAGGGAGGGAGCAAUUUGAAGUCAGUGUGGUGUCGACUGCUGUACAGAGAAUACAAAAGUUGCGUACGAUAUUCACGAAGCCUUCGAAAUGAUUGGUCAACGUUUGAUGUUAAACAUCUGAUGGGUUGUAAGGACAACGACACGAACGUCCACACCACAAAUUGCAGCAGCAGCAGCAGCAACAACAACAACCACAACCAUAACAACAACAACUUGAUGUUUGCAAUAAACCCUUUUCGAUAUAUUCUCAGGCGAAUUUCAAAGAAGCACGACAACAUUGCUACUACUAACAACAGAUCUUCACUACAUCAGCACAACACGUUCUACGACUUCAGUUCAUCCAAGCAGCAACAAACUUUGCUGCAAACGCGCUCAAAAAUAGGGCGGGGUGUCAUUUUGGAAAGACGACUGGAGGAUGUUAAUUCUCCAAAUCAUUCAUCCUCCGCUGCUGCAUUUCUAUCUUCCUCUUUUUCUUCCUCUCUUUUACAGUCGACACUAUCAUCUACGUCAUCGUCAUCACCAUCUUCGUCAUCAUCAACGUCAUCAUCAUUACCAUCUUCGUCAUCACCAUCACUGGCUUCACCAUCACUGUCAAUACCAUUUUCUUCUUUAUCGCCGGCUUUACCAGUUUUUUGUAAAGCCCAGACUACAGCACAUCAAAAAGAACUGCAACAACAACAACAAAACAUACAUCCAACAAAUCAUGUUGCGACGACAAAAACAAAAACAUCGCCAGAAACAACACCACCAACAACAAAACAACAACAAUCAGUCAUUUACCUUCACAACAUUUCCGAUUACCCAAUAUUCGUCUGCAGGUCGGACCGCAACAAGCCCGAUCGAUCACCGGUUAUUAAAGUUGGAAGAAACUGCUCAAUCCGGUUGAACAGUUUUGCUGUUCGAAACCAUGAUACUGCCAGUCCUGUAACUUGCAAUCACAACAACAACAUUGCUAGUGAUUUUGAAAUUGAUAACAAUAAAGAAAACAACAACUGCAACAAGAGCAACAACAAAUCCAUUAAUUACAUCGACCACAACAUAGAAAACGUCAACAGUUUCAGUGAAAACUUUUGCAGAAAUAACUUCCAUGGCAACAGCAACAACAUCAACCUCGACCACAUCAACUCCAACAAGAACAUCAGCAACAACGACGACAACAACAAGAACAUCAACAACGACAACAGCAACAACAAUAACAACAACAGCACCGAUGAUGUUGAUGUCAAAAAUGACUUUCCUGCAGUCGGACCUGUACUGCUGGAUUCGGUCCUGGUUAGUUUCGUGAAGGGAUGGUCAUUCGGAUACCAAAGGAUGGACAUCACCAGUUGCCCCUGUUGGAUGGAGCUGCUCCUCAGCGAUCAGUAG
This is a messenger RNA of Helobdella robusta, 2955 nucleotides long. RefSeq lists its product as hypothetical. The transcript has 8 exons. Gene Ontology annotation, cellular component: heteromeric SMAD protein complex. The coding region runs from base 1 to 2955 and encodes 984 amino acids. Gene Ontology annotation, molecular function: I-SMAD binding; transcription regulator inhibitor activity. The record is from RefSeq and is a predicted model, not a curated record. Gene Ontology annotation, biological process: cell differentiation; SMAD protein signal transduction; transforming growth factor beta receptor signaling pathway. Lineage: Eukaryota; Metazoa; Annelida; Clitellata; Rhynchobdellida; Glossiphoniidae.